This is a messenger RNA of Drosophila bipectinata, 1871 nucleotides long. It is a transcript of the gene CCT4, whose product is annotated as chaperonin containing TCP1 subunit 4. Gene Ontology annotation, biological process: protein folding. NCBI's taxonomy places the organism in Eukaryota, Metazoa, Arthropoda, Insecta, Diptera, Drosophilidae. Gene Ontology annotation, molecular function: ATP-dependent protein folding chaperone; ATP binding; ATP hydrolysis activity. Gene Ontology annotation, cellular component: chaperonin-containing T-complex. The record is from RefSeq and is a predicted model, not a curated record.
ACAUCUGUUAGUGUUUGUGGGAACGCACGUCCGAAUUAGACGACAUAAAGUAAUUUCAAUUUUUUAAUCUGUGCUAAUCGGAUUGAAAUUCUUCGGGAAUAAUUGUGAUUUACUCGAAAAUCUAAAGUUAACACUCCAAUGGCGCCCAAGGCUAAAUCGGUUAGCAUCAAGCCCCAGGCCAAAGCCUUCAAAGACAAGUCCAAACCUACGGAUGUGCGUCUGUCCAACAUCCAGGCGGCUAAGGCUGUUUCCGAUGCCAUCCGCACCAGUCUGGGACCCCGGGGCAUGGACAAGAUGAUUCAGGCUGGCAACGGAGAGGUUUCCAUCACCAAUGACGGUGCCACCAUCCUGAAGCAGAUGAACGUCCUGCACCCAGCCGCCAAGAUGCUGGUGGAGCUCUCCCGCGCUCAGGAUGUGGAAGCCGGGGACGGAACGACCUCCGUGGUGGUCAUCGCCGGUGCCCUGCUGGAAGCGUGCGAGAAGCUGCUGCAGAAGGGCUUGCAUCCCACAGCCAUUUCGGACUCGUUCCAGCGCUGCUCCAACAAGGCCGUCGAGAUCCUCACCCAGAUGUCAACCCCCAUUGAGCUCAAAGAUCGCGAGACCCUGAUCAAGAGCGCCUCCACAUCGCUGAACUCUAAGGUGGUCUCCCAACAGAGCAGCUUGUUGGCCCCCAUUGCAGUUGAUGCUGUGCUUAAGGUAACUGAGCCCGGAAAGGAGACCUCUGUGGACCUCAAAAACAUUAAGGUCAUCUCCAGUCUGGGUGGUACUGUAGAGGACACUGAAUUGGUCGAUGGUCUGGUCUUCACCAGCCGUUCCGCAGGAACCAAUGCGCCAAAGCGCAUCGAGAAAGCCAAGAUUGGUUUGAUUCAGUUCUGCAUCUCAGCUCCCAAAACGGAUAUGGAUCACAAUGUGAUUGUCUCAGAUUAUGCCGCCAUGGAUCGUGUGCUUAAGGAGGAGCGUUCCUACAUCCUCAAUAUUGUCAAGCAGAUCAAGAAGGCAGGCUGCAAUGUCCUCUUGGUCCAGAAGUCUAUCCUGCGAGAUGCCGUCUCAGAUCUGGCUCAGCACUUCCUGGACAAAAUCAAGUGUCUGGUGGUGAAGGACGUGGAGCGCGAAGACAUUGAGUUUGUGUGCAAGACCCUGCACUGCCGGCCCAUUGCCUCGCUGGAUCACUUUACUGCUGAAAAUCUGUCCAGCGCCGAGCUGGUUGAAGAGGUCGCUAGUGGCACCAACAAGUUCGUCAAGAUCACUGGUAUCCAGAACAUGGGACGCACAAUCUCGAUCAUCUGUCGCGGCUCCAACAAACUGGUGUUGGAGGAAGCCGCCCGCUCGUUGCACGAUGCCCUUUGCGUGGUUCGUUGCUUGGUCAAGAAGCGAGCCCAGAUUGUUGGCGGUGGUGCCCCUGAAAUCGAGAUGGCUUUGCAACUGGCCGCCGUUGCCCAGACGGUAGAGGGAGUGGAUGCGUAUUGCUUCCGGGCCUUCGCCGACGCCCUGGAGGUCAUUCCCUCAACGCUGGCUGAGAACGCCGGCCUUAAUCCUAUUGCGACCGUUACAGAGCUGCGCAAUCGUCACGCCCAAGGUGAGAAGACAGCCGGCAUCAAUGUUCGCAAGGGCGCCAUCACAGACAUCCUUGCCGAGAAUGUUGUGCAGCCACUCUUGGUCAGUAUUUCGGCCAUCACCUUGGCCACGGAGACAAUUCGCUCGAUCUUGAAGAUCGAUGAUAUUGUCAACACCUUCAGUUAAGCACUUUGAUCCAGCUCGUUUCACUUUUCUGUCUCCGAAAGAUCAAACUUACGGCAUUUUCAUCUAAUCCCUCACAUAUUUUACACAUGCGCCUGCGCAUCUAAUUUGAAUAAAAUUCAUACUAUACACUA